Molecule: messenger RNA, 1523 nt
Organism: Rhinolophus ferrumequinum (greater horseshoe bat)
Lineage: Eukaryota; Metazoa; Chordata; Mammalia; Chiroptera; Rhinolophidae
Gene: TLE7
Product: TLE family member 7
Exons: 8
Biological process (GO): negative regulation of canonical Wnt signaling pathway; regulation of DNA-templated transcription
Cellular component (GO): nucleus; transcription regulator complex
Molecular function (GO): protein binding; transcription corepressor activity
Source: RefSeq, a predicted model, not a curated record
AUGAGUGGAGAUAAGGAAGAGGCCUCCUCCUUCGGUAUACUCAGAAUUUAUGAUGACCCAGAGGAGAGGAGGAACGAGCCAGAAAGCUCUGACAUUUUCUCCCAGCGUGAGCCUCAAGCACAGUCCCAACGGGGCGGUGUGUAUGGGACACCCCAGUGGGCCCUCCAGGGCCUAGACAGAUCUGAGCGGCAGACCGGCUGGCUCUCCGAGGCUGAACCAGGAGAAGCAGCAGAGUUCAGCCCCAGGUAAGUACUGCUUGAACAGACUGGCCGGUGCGGUCCUUCUCCUCCUCCCAGUGAAGAAGUCUGGUCAUUCCUCAGAGCAGUUCCUCCCGUUGCAGAUGAAGUGGUUAGGCAGAGGACCCCACGUGAGUCCUGGAAGGUUGGCAAACUCUGCCAUGGCAAGAAAGUCUAUGCCACUGCCAUCAGCAGCUCAACUCACCAUGUGUACACAUGUGGUCACGGCUACAUCAAGGUGUGGGAUGAGAGUGCGCUGCAUGCCUGGAACAAGGCCCCUCGGGCCCAGCUGAACUUUCAGGACCAUCAGAGCUGUGUCCUCACCUGCAAGCUGUUUCCGGACGAGCAGAGCCUGAUCACUGCGGGUCUGUCCCGGACCCUGACUCUGUGGGAUCUGGCACCCACGCCCCGCAUCAGGGCACAGCUGGCCUCCACAGGCCCCAUGUGCUACUCCCUGGCCAUCUCCUCCAAUGCCCAGAUCUGCUUGGCUUGUUUCAAAGGAUUCGUUGAGAUUUGGGAUUUGCGGAACCAAAUCUUGAUCAGGAAGCAUGAAGUCCCGGAAUAUGGGUCCCGAUGUGUAGACAUCGCAGGCAAUAAGUUCUGGACCGGAGGUGAAGACACCAGCCUGUAUUCCUGGGACCUGAGAAGCUACCAGAAGCUGCAGCAACACAGUCUACACCAUGAGAUCCUCAGCAUUACCCACGACCCCAGUGAGGAAUGGAUCUUAGUGGGCUUGAGAACGAGUGAUGUCAUAAUCCUACACACUCACCGGAAGGAGAAGUUUAAGGCCGUCAUACAAAAAUACAUCCAUCACCACAACCUCAAAUUUGCCUCCUGUGGGAGCUAUUUUGUGACCACAAUGGAUGAGUCGAUCCACUGCUUAGCUGCACCUUCUCUGCAAAGGUUGUUUCAGGUAGAAGAGUCUACAGAAAUUCUGUGUUGUGAUGUGUCCUCUGACAACCAGUAUCUGGUCACGGGCUCCAAGAACAGUGCCACAGUCUACCAGCUCUUGUAUUGAAGGUUGUGUGCCGUGGUUCUGCUGGUGAAGACCCAAAGAAGGCCAGCAAGCUGAAAGGAUGACCUCGGGCGCUGGACAGCUUCCGGUGCCUCCCACGUCUUCUACCUUAUCCUCAAUGGCAGGUCAUCUUAUCCAUUCCCCUCCCACCCAACCUAGCCUGUACGCCCAGGUUUUUAUUGUACGGCUUAGGAAUUUUUCUUUUGUUAUUUUUCUACCACUGACUGCUGGGUUUUGGUAGGGAAACUUGCCUUUAUAAUUAAUAAAAUAGA